Molecule: messenger RNA, 1044 nt
Organism: Pleurotus ostreatus (oyster mushroom)
Lineage: Eukaryota; Fungi; Basidiomycota; Agaricomycetes; Agaricales; Pleurotaceae
Exons: 6
Coding region: 1-1044 (347 amino acids)
Source: RefSeq, a predicted model, not a curated record
AUGGUAAAACAUACAACUUCCCACACGAGAGUCAAAGGACUUGUCAGCACUGACGUAGCCGACGCUGGCCGGCCGCAGUGCAUUACACUGCAUGUCCCUUGUGGAAAGAUUGAACCCGAGGACAGCUGCUGCAGCAAUAGCUCAGAGGGAUUGUCACCAAGCGACUCACAGAGUGAUCAAGGAUCUGUGCCUUCGCCCAGCUCCGAUGCGGAAGACAAUCUAACAUAUACCAAAGUCCUUUUCCACAGGCCAUCAGGUGCUGAAGUGGUCCGAAGGUUGACGAAGUCUAAUAACGAGACGUUUGUGUGCCUGAAGGUCUUUUGCGAGAAAUACAGAGAAAAGAAGCAUUUCGGAGUGCAUCACUUGCAUCGUCACGAAAAGAAGAUAUACAAGCAAAUUGUUGACCAAGCAGGGAUAUACGUUGGCACAAUCGACACCAGUCUUGGGAUUGCGGAGAAGGGAAUUGCGAUAUGUCAAGAUGUCAAGGCCAUCCUCGAGGAUCCCAAUCUUGAAAUCGUGCUUAUGGUUGACUUCAUGCUGGUGAAGGCGAAAGAAGUCUUGGACGAUGUAACCAGCAUCUCGUUGCGAUUUAGGGAGAUAAGGGUAGCUCUAUACAACGAAAUGCAACGAAUAGCACCGGGGUCGGAGCGGCGCCAGCCUGAGCCAAGUUCAUAUACAGGAGAACACGAACUCGACUUACAAGCAUUGAAACGAAUGGGCGACGAGGAUCUUCUUCAGCUAACCGUGGCCGUCCUGGAUCGAUUUGCUGUAAUCGUCGGGAAUUUCAUUGACUGGUGGAGCGACCUCCGCACCGACGUCAAUAGCCUAACUCGCAGCAUAGGGUUCAUUCGCAGAAACCAAGCAAUUGGCCAUCGAGUCAGGAAGCAAUGGGACGACGUGGAGAAGCAGUAUCGAGGCUACAAUUCAGAGAUAAGAGCUCAGCAGGAUUACUACCAUAAGACGUUGGCAGACCUUGUGGUACCAGUGUCCCGUGUUCACCGUGCAGUCCACCAUGUAGCUCACAAGCUGGGGCUUGAGUACUAG